AUGUUGUCACCGUUCUAUACUCAUGUUCUUUUAAUAAUUUCGUGUGUAAUAUUUUUAUUUUCGGCUUUUUCUUUUAUCAAACGUAUUCAAAUUCAUCCUAAUUUAAUUCAAUCAACUACAACUAUAUUAGUUUACAAUAAUUAUGAUUCUCAAAAUCAACUUACUUCGUCUAUUACAAUUAAUAAUACAAAGCAUUUAGAUACAUCACAUGAACAAAUAAAUGAAAGAUUACUUCGUGAAAAAGUUCUUGCAUCGAAUAAAGGAAAUACUUCAAUAUUGGAUCGUUUAACAUUUGUUAAUCCACCAAAAACAAUUUGUAUUUAUCCAAAAGAUGGACAUGAGUUCGUGAUUUUUAUUGUUCUUUCACGUGCACUUAAUUUUGAUUUUCGUCAAGCAAUUCGUGCUACAUGGGGUCGUAAUGGAAAGUAUACAAAAUAUAAUAUUCAUUUGCGAACUAUAUUUUUUGUUGGAACUGAUGAUAGUGUUCAAUCGGCUAUACGACUUGAACAAGCAUUAUUUAAUGAUGUUGUUGAAACUGUUAUACCAGAAAAUUAUCCAUUCGUCGCUCAUAAAGAAUUAGCAUCUUUAUUCUGGACUCGUCUUUAUUGUCCAUUAGUUCGUCUUAUAUUUCGUGCUGAUGAUGACAUAUUAUUGGAUACCUUUUUAUUAUUCGGUUAUAUAAAAAAUGAUUUAAAUAUGAAUACUCAAGAUGGUUUGUAUGGAUGGUUUCGUUUUAAUAAUACAGUUCAUCGUGCAGAUAAAUGGGCUGUAACAAAAACUGAAUAUAAACCAACAAUAUAUCCUCCAUAUACAUUUGGUAUAGGUUAUCUAUUAUCGAAUACUUCAUGUCAACGUUUAAUAAAUGUAGCUAAUCAUCCUAAUCAUCAAGUAAUACGUAUAGGUGAUGCUUAUAUAACUGGUAUUUUACGUGAUUUAGCAGGAGUACCAUUUUAUGAGUUUCCACAAUUUGAAUAUGCUUAUACAUUUUUCAAUCAAAUUUCAUGUGAUUUAUUUUUUGAAGAUAAUCCUCGUUUAUUAAUAUGUAUGUCCAACUUACAUAUUGGAAUACGUGAUGAUCCAUUAGAAUUCUAUGAUAUUUGGAAUAUUAUUUUAACUAGACAUAAUACAUCAUUAUCAAAAGCAACUUGA
This is a messenger RNA of Rotaria sp. Silwood1, 1149 nucleotides long. The record is from the annotation of a GenBank genome assembly. Lineage: Eukaryota; Metazoa; Rotifera; Eurotatoria; Philodinida; Philodinidae.